Messenger RNA from Egretta garzetta (little egret), 1420 nucleotides. RefSeq names its product heme binding protein 1 (gene HEBP1). The transcript is spliced from 4 exons. NCBI's taxonomy places the organism in Eukaryota, Metazoa, Chordata, Aves, Pelecaniformes, Ardeidae. The annotation marks the transcript as partial. The record is from RefSeq and is a predicted model, not a curated record.
GGUGCUGCGAGGGGGAGCGGGUGUUCCCCGGGCAGCGCUUUCCCGCGAGCCCGUCCGGACACCUGGCAGCUUCUCCAUCCCCGUCCUCUUCCCCAGGAUCAGCUCAGCUACGAGGAGCGGGCGUACGAGGGCGGGCAGUUUGCGGUGGUGGAGGUGUCGGGGAAGCCGUUCGACGAAGCCUCGAAGGAAGGGGUGCUGAAGCUCCUCAAGUACGUCGGGGGAACCAACGACAAAGGGGCUGGAAUGGGCAUGACUGCUCCUGUCUCCAUCACUGCUUUUCCUGCUGAAGACGGCUCCUUACAGCAGAAAGUGAAGGUGUGUCUGUGGAUCCCAAGCCAGUUUCAAGCCAACCCUCCUUGUCCUAGCAAUGAAAGCGUUAAGAUUGAAGAGAGACAGGGGAUGACCAUUUAUUCCACGCAGUUUGGUGGCUAUGCCCAAGAAGUGGAUUACGUGAACUAUGCUGCCAAGCUGAAGUCUGCUCUGGGAAGCGAAACCACAUACCGCAAGGAUUUCUACUUCUGCAAUGGUUAUGACCCCCCCAUGAAGCCUUAUGGGCGACGCAAUGAGGUCUGGUUUUUGAAAGAGUAAGCAUCUGGUUCCCAGUGGUGCAGACUUGCACCGAUAGCCUCCCCAUACUAUGUCUCUCUCCUCUUCAAAAUAAACUAACAAUUUGGCAGAGGCAGAAAACCAUCCUUUCCUCUCUCCACACCUAUGCCUUGGUCUUUUACGGACCAACCAUUUUAGAAGAACACUUCAGAGCCCUCUAAUGAUCCUGCUCCUUUGUUCCGGGCCAAGUCCUCAACCACACAGACUUUCAUGAUCUCUCGGUGGCCUGCUUUUAUCUCCCUCCUGCUUCCAGAGUUCAAUGCUGAGACAGCCAAAGCACUUAAUUAGCAAGACUGGUGCCUGACAGGAGUCACGUCCAAGUGCUGGCAGACUAUUAGUCUCACCUGAGGCAGGCAGAGGAAUAUGACGAAAGUGCAUACAGGGAUUUCUUUAUCUUCUUGAGCUUACUGCAGCUGUAAAAUGCUGCUUUUAUCUGUGCCGCUCCAAAAGCAGUCCAAAGGGACAUGGGCAUUGCUACUGACACACCACAGUGGAAAUAAGCAUCCUUUACAUUGACUCAUAGUGUGCAGGAGGGCAAUGCUUCUGUCAUCUGAUUGAGAAAUGUCAUUUAGGGGAAGAGCCAGGUUUCUAUUUGCAGCUAUCCUUCUGUUUGAGGUGAGACAUUUUGGGGUGUGUUAUGUCCUGAUCUCGGCUAGCAGCUGGACAAUGUGACGUGGAAACCCCAAGAUCAUUUCUUCACCUUCCUGUUACUUGUGUGUAACACAAGUUCUUUAAAACUAGCCUACACAGGAGCCAAAGGACCAAAGCUGAAAUGCGUGUGGUAAUCUAAUUGAAUUAGAAAAAUACAGGCUGC